AUGGCCGCCCUUCUAGUCCUAGGGGCUCUUAUACUUUUGCAUGCUGGCUAUUCGUCAUAUGAAUACCAUGCUUUCGUGAAAACAAAAGGCACAUUCGUACCUACCGAGAUCAUCCUCGAAGUGGUAAUAGGACUAGUGAUUAUCAACUUUGGAGCUCUAUUUUCGAUUAAAUCCAAACCAAGACUAGGGAUCACUCACGAUAAGGUGGUUCAGCCGCCACUGAACUUCCUCAUGCCAAUAGACUUGAGUGAAGCCUCGACGGUGGUGAAUCUGUUGGGUGUCACAGACUAUGAGGAGUUGGAAACUAGAAGAGACUUCGUUGACGUGAAGAAGAAGAGAAAGGAAUAUGCUGAAUGGUUGGCCAAGCAGGAGGCUUAG
Molecule: messenger RNA, 378 nt
Organism: Candidozyma haemuli
Lineage: Eukaryota; Fungi; Ascomycota; Pichiomycetes; Serinales; Metschnikowiaceae
Exons: 1
Coding region: 1-378 (125 amino acids)
Biological process (GO): protein folding in endoplasmic reticulum
Cellular component (GO): EMC complex
Source: RefSeq, a predicted model, not a curated record